This is a messenger RNA of Suncus etruscus (white-toothed pygmy shrew), 1481 nucleotides long. RefSeq names its product Ras like without CAAX 1 (gene RIT1). Gene Ontology annotation, molecular function: calmodulin binding; GTPase activity; GTP binding. NCBI's taxonomy places the organism in Eukaryota, Metazoa, Chordata, Mammalia, Eulipotyphla, Soricidae. Gene Ontology annotation, cellular component: plasma membrane. The record is from RefSeq and is a predicted model, not a curated record. Gene Ontology annotation, biological process: Ras protein signal transduction.
UCGGAGCGGGGCGAACCCCGAACUCGGCGGGUGCCAGCGCCGUGACUCUCGAGAGGGUGCCAGCAGCAACCCGGACCAUGGACGCCGGCGGCCGCUCCGCGGGGGGCUGCAGCAACCCGACCGGCCUCUCCCGGGAGUACAAGCUGGUGAUGCUGGGGGCCGGCGGCGUGGGCAAGAGCGCUAUGACCAUGCAGUUCAUCAGCCACCGCUUUCCCGAAGACCACGACCCCACCAUUGGUGAAUGCUAUAAAAUCCGGAUACGUAUUGAUGAUGAGCCCGCCAAUCUGGACAUUCUGGACACUGCUGGACAGUAUCUGUCUUAAUGUGCUAAGUUUACCGCCAUGCGGGAUCAGUACAUGAGGGCUGGAGAAGGGUUCAUCAUCUGUUAUUCUAUCACUGACCGUCGAAGUUUCCAUGAAGUUCGGGAGUUUAAGCAGCUUAUUUAUCGAGUUCGACGGACGGACGAUACACCUGUGGUCCUUGUGGGAAUAAAUCAAACCAGGUCUGUGAGCAAAGAAGAAGGACUAGCUCUGGCUCGAGAGUUCAGCUGCCCCUUCUUCGAGACGUCAGCUGCCUACCGCUACUACAUCGAUGAUGUGUUCCACGCGCUGGUGCGGGAGAUCCGCAAAGAAAAGGAGGCAGUCCUGGCCCUGGAGAAAAAAUCGAAACCUAAGAGCAGCGUGUGGAAAAGACUGAAGUCUCCAUUCCGGAAGAAGAAAGAUUCGGUGACCUGAGGGAGGCCAUUACCUCUGUGUCUCUGAACUGCUGGGCUUAACCAGGGCAGUGCAGUGACCGUGGCCGAGCACCAAGCUCCUCUUCCCUGUCAGGACCGUGUCUUCCAUGCGUCCUUGGAGCCUCGGUGGUGUGGUAUUUCACAUGUUAUGUCUUAGCUGAUUUGGAUGUAUUAACCAGAGAAGCGCUGUCUUCUCUCAAAAUGUCCUUUAUAGACUUUGAUCUGCCAGUGUUUUGGGGGACGGUCUGUUCCUGACAGUUCUCCAUGUUCGUUAUUCUUUCCCGGAGGGACUCUGUGCCAUGUGUCUUGACCUAAACUUACAAACAAGGAAUUUUUGACCAUGUGCCAUUCCAUUAGCCCCUUUCAGCGUCAGUUUCCUGGAACUUGGGCCCCAAUUAGGACCCAAAUCUUGUUUUAUCCAGCAAGGAAAUGCGCAUCUGUCCAGCCAGCCAGUGCCUAUGGAGCAAACUGACUUGUUGCCUUUGCUGCAGUGUGUGGGAACUUGCUAGCAAAUGGGAGGGAUGGGAAACAUGUUACCAGUUGGAGUCUUGUCUAAGAAGGCCCCACUCACUCCUACUACACCAGGCUGUGCGAAGUCAAACAGAGCCAUAUAAAACUAGUGGCUUUCUCCACUGAGCUGAUUUUACUCCUGUCAGCAAGACAGUUGCCCCUUAUUGGGAAAGACUUGCCCGGUGAUGCUCAGGGCCAUGGCUGGCAGUGCCAGGCAGAAAAUGCCACAUGGUGCAGA